Messenger RNA from Exophiala oligosperma, 3265 nucleotides. RefSeq lists its product as uncharacterized. Gene Ontology annotation, molecular function: beta-galactosidase activity. NCBI's taxonomy places the organism in Eukaryota, Fungi, Ascomycota, Eurotiomycetes, Chaetothyriales, Herpotrichiellaceae. Gene Ontology annotation, biological process: carbohydrate metabolic process. The record is from RefSeq and is a predicted model, not a curated record. Bases 164 to 3196 code for a protein of 1010 amino acids. The transcript is spliced from 6 exons. Gene Ontology annotation, cellular component: vacuole.
GUGCAUACAAGGUAUAGACCUCAGGAUGGACCUGGAGAUCGAGGCAUUACCACGGCCAUGUCCCUGAAAAGGCGAGGACAUGGCCAUCUCGUGUGCAGGAGUACCUUUGUCACUUCUACAACUUCGUUUACUUUCUUGAUUGACGAGCAGCAACAUCGAAACAAUGAAGCUCGUAUUCGCUUCUAUCGUGGGUCUCCUGGCAACGCAGUUGUCGGCACUCGCUGUUCCUAGCAAUACUUUCGGGCGCUACAAAAUCACUGACCAUCCUGAUCCCGAGAAACGAGCUUUGUUACAAAACCUGGUGACAUGGGACGAGACAUCAUUGUUUGUGCGUGGAGAGCGGAUGAUGAUCUGGAGUGGUGAAUUCCACCCGUUUAGACUUCCCGUUCCGUCGUUGUGGCUCGACGUCUUCCAGAAAAUCAAAGCUCUCGGAUUCAAUUGCGCGUCUUUCUACGUCGAUUGGGCUCUGGUCGAAGGCAAGCAUGGAAACUAUACGGCGGACGGCGUGUUCGCGCUUGAACCCUUCUUCAACGCCGCCAGCUCGGCUGGAAUCUAUCUCCUUGCUCGUCCUGGACCAUAUAUCAAUGCAGAGUCUUCAGGUGGUGGAUUUCCAGGGUGGCUUCAAAGGAUAAAAGGCAGACUGAGGACAACUGAUCCAAGCUUUAUCGAAGCUACGCAGAAUUACGUUAUCCAUGUUGCUGGCACCAUUGCAAAGGCUCAAAUCACGAAUGGAGGACCGAUUAUACUAUACCAGCCGGAGAACGAAUACUCGGGUUUCUGUUGUGGCAUAGAUGGUCCUGAUGGGAAUUACAUGCAAAUUGUUGAGGACCAGGCCCGUGAGGCAGGAGUCGUGGUUCCGUUGUUGAGCAACGACGCCGGUGUGAACGGCUAUAAUGCUCCAGGUACGGGCAAUGGAUCUGUGGAUAUUUACGGUCAUGAUAGCUACCCUCUCGGCUUUGAUUGCGCGAACCCUACUGUCUGGCCGGCCGGAAAACUUCCUACGGAUUAUUGGCAAAGGCAUCUUCGACAAAGUCCGACGACACCUUACAGUAUUACGGAGUUUCAGGCUGGCAGUUUUGACCCGUGGGGAGGCCCGGGCUUCGAAAAGUGUGGUGUGCUCGUCGGUAGCGAUUUCGAAAGAGUCUUCUACAAGAAUGACCUCAGCUUCGGCGUCAAGUUUCUCAACCUUUAUAUGAUAUUUGGCGGCACGAACUGGGGCAAUCUCGGCCAUCCGGGUGGCUACACUUCCUACGAUUACGCCGCACCGAUUGCUGAAGGGCGCCAGGUCGACCGGGACAAAUAUAGUCAGCUGAAACUGAUCGGCAACUUUGUCAAGGUCUCACCGGCAUACUUCGACGCGGUUCCUUUGCAUAACUCUACUGCCCUGUACACCGACAAUGAAGAUCUCCUCGUUACCCCAGUCAAGGGCAACAGCAGCGCCACGACCUUCUACGUCGUCAGGCACACCAAUUAUACCAGUCAAGCGAGUACCUCCUACAAAUUGAUGUUGCAGACAAGUGCUGGCAACCUGACAGUUCCCCAAGCUGGAGGCGUCCUGACUCUCAAUGGUCGAGAUUCCAAGAUUCAUGUGACUGAUUAUGAUGUAAACGGAACAAAAAUUCUCUACUCGACAGCAGAAGUGUUCACAUGGAAAGAUUUUGGUCAGAAGAAAGUUCUGCUAGUGUACGGCGGAGAGGGUGAACACCAUGAGAUUUCAAUCUCCUCGACCUCUACGCCCUCACUUGUGGAAGGACCCCAGGUCGGAAUCACCAUGAAGAACGGCUCCCAAGCUGUCGUUGCGUGGGAGACAACAACUCAGCGUCGCAUUGUUGAAGUUGAUAAUUUACAGAUAUUCAUACUCGACCGAAACUCAGCGUACAAUUACUGGGUCCCUGAGUUGUCUGGAAAUGCACAAACAGUCGGAUUUAGUUCUCAGGAGACAACUGCAUCGUCCAUCAUUGUCAAAGCCGGCUACCUGAUCAGAGCUGCAUAUCUCGAGGGCAGUAACUUACAUUUGGUCGCUGAUUUCAAUGCCACCACUCCGAUUGAGGUCAUUGGAGCACCAAGUAUAGCGAAUGCACUCUUCAUAAACGGACAGGCAUCACAGUACAGCACAAGCAGCAUUGGCUCUUGGACCACCAACGUCACCUGGGCUGAUCCAAAACUGACGUUACCUACUUUAAGCAACCUCGAAUGGAAGUACAUAGACACUCUUCCUGAGGUCCAACCUGGCUUUGAUGACUCGCUUUGGCCGGUAGCUGAUCUCACGACGACGAAUAAUACCUGGCGCAAAUUGACGACUCCCACAUCGCUCUAUGCGAGUGACUAUGGUUUCCAUAGCGGCUCGCUACUCUAUCGCGGCCAUUUCGUCUCUCAAGGAAAUGAAUCGACUCUCUAUGUCAACACUCGCGGAGGAACGGCCUAUGGACAUUCGAUCUGGCUGAACCAGACAUUCAUUGGUUCGUGGGCUGGUGUCAGCACUCAAAACAACACCAAUGUGACCUACGACUUGCCGCCUAAUCUGCAAUCGGGCAAGGCAUAUGUCUUCACAGUCUUGAUCGACCAUAUGGGAUACGAUGAGAGUGGAACCGUCGGCAGCGACGAAAUGAAGACUCCUCGUGGUGUCUUUGACUACGCCCUUGCCGGACGUGACAAGGCCGAUGUUGGUUGGAAGUUGACCGGCAAUCUUGGUGGCGAAGACUACCGAGACAGGGUCCGUGGUCCGUUGAACGAGGGAGGAAUGUACGCAGAGAGGCAAGGGUGGCAUUUGCCGAACCCUCCGACCCAGAAUUGGGACUCGCGCAGUCCGUUCGACGGCAUCUCACAAGCCGGAGUGGGAUUCUUCAGUACGCAGUUCGACCUCAACAUUCCUUCAGGGUGGGAUGUGCCAUUGUCAUUCACUUUCGGCAACAGCACUCUGCCUCCAGCGGAAUAUCGGGUACUGAUGUACGUCAACGGGUUCCAAUAUGGCAAAUAUGUCAACCACAUCGGACCUCAGACAAGUUUUCCUGUCCCGCAGGGUGUGUUGAACUACCAGGGUACCAAUUGGUUGGCAUUGACUUUGUGGGCGCACCAGUCUACAGGAGCGAAACUGGAGAAUUUCCAAAUUGAGAGCGACACGCCCGUCAUGUCGGCUCUUGGUGAGGUGGACUUUGUAGGUGGAUCGGGGUAUUCUCAACGAGAAGGUGCUUACUGAAUAGUCAAACAUCAGAGAGCUACUGCGGUUGUAGUAGUGAUAGUAGUAGAAUCGACCUAAUUUGAACGA